AUGGACGAGCUUUCCUAUGACCGAGGGAAGUUAGAAGAGGAGUUCCAGCGACUGUUUCAAGGAUUAACAACUGAGCAACGUGGAAUUUACAAUGAAAUUAUGUCAGCUGUAUCACGAGGAAAAGGAGGGGUGUUCUUUGUAUAUGGAUACGGAGGAACAGGUAAGACGUAUCUUUGGAGAUUGUUGUGUGCCUCAUUAAGGCGUAAAGGAGAUAUCGUUUUGCCAGUUGCAUCAAGCGGAAUAGCUUCUUUAUUGCUUCCGCGAGGAAGAACUGCUCAUUCCAGGUUUGGACUUCCGUUAAAUGUUGCUGAGAACUCAACAUGUGUUGGCAUUAAGCCAGGCUCGGACUUAACCGAACUCCUUAUGAAGACAAAGUUAAUCAUAUGGGAUGAAGCUCCGAUGAUGCAUAAAUACUGCUUUGAAGCUCUAGAUAGGAGUUUAAAGGAUGUUAUGCAGUCUACAAAUAUUCCCGUGGUGCCUAAAGGAAGCAGACAAGACAUUGUCUUCUCGGCAAUAAAUAGUUCUUACUUAUGGGACUUUUGCCGAGUACUUAGGCUGACAAAGAACAUGCGCCUCACAACAGGUUCAAGUAAUUCAAAUGUUGAUGAAAUUAGAGAAUUUUCAGAAUGGAUACUCAAUGUUGGAGAUGGCAAAGUCGGAGAUCCAAAUGAUGGUGAGGCCGAUAUUAAAAACCCCAUGAAAUGUGAAGAAAGAGCUUACUUGAGUUCAGAUGCAAUUUCAGUGGAGGAAGGAAAUUUUGGAAUUCAUGAGAUGUAUUCAACAGAGUUCCUAAAUACAAUAAAAUGCGGAGGAUUACCAAACCAUAGUAUACGACUGAAGGUUGGAGCACCAGUGAUGCUCCUAAGGAAUAUUGAUCAAAGUUCUGGGCUAUGUAAUGGCACAAGAUUGGUCGUUAAGCACUUAGGCGAUCGUAUUAUAGAGGCUAUUGUGGUAUCUGGUAGUAAUUUGGGCAAUAAGGUCUUCAUUCCACGAAUGACGCUUACUCCGUCAGACUCAACAAAAUUUCCCAUCAAGUUCCAACGGAGACAAUUCCCUUUGGUUGUGUGCUUUGCAAUGACAAUCAAUAAAAGUCAAGGACAAUCACUUUCGCAUGUUGGCCUAUAUCUUCAUCGGUCUGUUUUCAGCCACAGACAAUUUUAUGUGGCCGUAUCAAGAGUUACUAGCAAGAAGGGUUUGAAAAUUUUAAUAGUUGAUAAAGAACGUGGAACAUCAAAUGUUACCACGAACGUAGUGUACAAAGAAGUAUUUCAGAAUGUUGGUUAAAUACUCUUAUUAUUAAUGUUACUCAAUAAUUAAUUUUUAUUUUCA
Messenger RNA from Beta vulgaris subsp. vulgaris (sugar beet), 1329 nucleotides. RefSeq lists its product as uncharacterized. The record is from RefSeq and is a predicted model, not a curated record. The transcript has 3 exons. Gene Ontology annotation, biological process: DNA repair; telomere maintenance. Gene Ontology annotation, molecular function: DNA helicase activity. The coding region runs from base 1 to 1284 and encodes 427 amino acids. NCBI's taxonomy places the organism in Eukaryota, Viridiplantae, Streptophyta, Magnoliopsida, Caryophyllales, Amaranthaceae.